Scheffersomyces stipitis CBS 6054 is the source of this 806-nucleotide messenger RNA. RefSeq lists its product as uncharacterized. The record is from RefSeq and is a predicted model, not a curated record. Bases 261 to 515 code for a protein of 84 amino acids. NCBI's taxonomy places the organism in Eukaryota, Fungi, Ascomycota, Pichiomycetes, Serinales, Debaryomycetaceae. Gene Ontology annotation, cellular component: mitochondrion; mitochondrial inner membrane; MICOS complex. The transcript has a single exon.
GGCAUUGUCGUGUCCAUUUCUGAAGUGUUCAAGACCGAAUUACCCUCAAGUUAUAGUGUUUUCCGCGAUUCGAAGUAGUUUCAGACUUCAUUUUUCAGUCGUAAUGUGCCCAAUUGAAAAAUUCAAAGAAUCAGAGAAUAGCUAAUUGAAGAACAUGAAAAUCGUUGAAAUUGCUAUGAAUUCAUGGUUUUUUUGUAUUGAAGAAUCAGAAUUUCAUUUUUUGACCAAAUCCCAAAAACAAAUAUUAACAAUUCUAGAAUAUGUCUACUGAAUCUCAAGUUGUUCCAUCUGGUACUUCGCAAAACUUAUUGAACGAUAAGUGGGAUGUUGUCUUGUCCAACACUUUGAUCAAGACCGGUUUAGGUUUCGGUGGAGGUGUAUUGGCAUCCAUAUUGUUGUUCAAGAGAAGAUCAUUCCCAGUUUGGUUGGGUAUUGGUUUUGGCUUGGGUAGAGGCUACUCUGAAGGAGAUGCUAUUUUCAGAUCCAACCACGGCUUGAGAACUGUGAAAGCAUAAAGUAGUAUUGUCUACGUUACCAUAUUUCCUAUAGCCACAGCAUGUUUCACAUUAAGCCAACGUAAUCAUGCCUCCCAUCUGAUCCAUAAUAGAUACACCGUAUAAUUAUUUAUUCUUUGAAGUUCGUGAUUUCAGAACGAAGCCAGAUCUUCAAGAACAUGCUAUUGUCAAAAACAACCGUUCACUUUCAUUCUAGAUUUAGCAUAAACAUAAGUUAUCUUAUAUAUACUAAAUUGUUGUGGGAGAUCAUUUCAUGGUUUACCCUUUAUCUUAAAAUAUAAACAGUAUACG